UUUUAAAUUCCUUACUAUUGAGGAUGGUUAAUUUUAAUUAAUUCCUUGGAAGUCUGUUCUGGAAGUUUACAUUUGAUGUAAAAUUUCAUUGAAUUGGAACUAAUUUGAAAGCACACACAGUAUGUCAAGUGGUGGGGCAACUAGUGUAGUGACGAUGAAAGCAACCGCAGCUGCAUUCCCACAGUCCAAUUCACAAGCACAAAAACAACAUUCACAAAAUAAUUUACAACCAACAAAUGUGUUUGAUCAACAAAUUCAGUUACAACAGCAACAACAUCAACAACACCAGCAACAUUUGUUACAACAACAACAAUUACAGCACAAUCCAAGUCAGCAUUCUCAAUUGCAUCGACUAUCUCAGCCACAUUUAUCUGCAUCAAUUCAUCCUGUUCAAUCGAUUGCUCAAAAUGUUGUUGCUGCCAGUGGUCAUUCAACUCAUCCAAGUGUCUUUCCAAAUGCUGAAUUUUUUCAAACAUUACAACAAACUGCCGCAGCGGCUGCAUUACCAACUGUAUUACCAUACGAUCAAUCACAAUAUAUUGGUCAAUUAAUGUAUUUUCCUUAUCCCACAGCUGCUGCUGCUGCCGCAAAUGGAUUGUUCAAUACUGGACAAUCAAAUGAUACUACUACUCAUCAUAUGUCGAUUGGUUCGUCUACACCUGGUGGUAGUGGUGCUGGUAAUCAAGCAACAAUUAUUAAUCAAGCAUCGUGUCAUGCUACAGCUGGACAAUUAUUAACUGGUGGACUUGUAUCAGCCACACCUAGCGGAAUGAUGACUUUGAAUAAUGCUACUGGUUCGAAUCAAGUCAAUAAUGCUAAUCAUCUCUUUGCAUCUGGAGCAGGAUUAGUUGGAAUUGGUGGCAGUGGCGUCGGUGGUGCAUCCGGUUCAAAUGCGGUUUCUGUGUCUAGUUCCGCUUCUUUAGCACCUUUAUUUACAACUGCUCAUUUUUAUCCGCACCAUCAUACACAGCAAACUGGUCAACAACCGCCACAACAACAGUUUCAAAUUCAUCAUUCAUUACAACAACCGCAUCAUCCGCAUACAUCUGUACAUAUGCAACAUGUUCAAACACUUACAGGUCAUCCAGGUGUCCAUCUACAACAACAACAACAGUCGACCGCCGCCGUUGCUGCGGCAGCAGCUGCUGCUGCUGCCGCCACUGUUCUGUUGCCAAGCUCCAUAUCGUCAGCAUCACAACUUAAUAUGCUAUCCUCUCAACAAACUCAUCAACCGGUGCAUUCAACUUCACAAAAUCAUUCAAAUCAUAAUAAUAAUAGUAAUAAUAAUAAUAAUAAUGAAAAUUUACAAAAAACUGAAGAAAAAUUACAAUCUACUACACCAGUGCAUACACCACAAAAACAGUCUGAUCAAGAACUAUUAUCCCAGUCUACUCAACUAGGUACACCAUCUCAAGGAAAUAAUAGUAGUUUGGAUGCUAGUUCAACUACAGUGAAACGUGAUAACAAUGGUACAGGACAUUUUGUAUGCGGUGUAUGCGGUCGAGAAUUCGGUAUGCGAUGUCGUCUUAUCGCUCAUACUCGACGUCAUACUGGUGAACGUCCUUUUCCUUGUGCUGAUUGUGGACGAGCUUUUUCAGAUAGAGGAAAUUUACAACGUCAUCGUUAUACUCAUUCAAGUCAACCAAGAUUUCAUUGUACAGUUUGUGGAAAAUCUUUCCGUCAAGCUUCAUGUUUAUCAAAUCAUCGACGUUUUCAUUGUGCUGGAGCUACAGGUCGUCCUUGUCCUUUCUGUCAACGUUCUUUCCGUUCUUCAUCCAGUCUUCAGAUGCAUAUUCGGUGGAAACAUCGUGCUGAUGCUGCGGCCGCUGUAGCAGCAGCUGCGGCCGCCGCUGCAGCUAACGGGUCAUCUUCACUUUCUGAAGCAUUCACACAUUUACCAGGAUUAACAUCAUAUGUUACAACUGCAACAGUUAACGGAAUUCCAACAAUGUCUCUAAAUGGAAGUGAUCUUCAAAAUGAAACCCUCAUGUCUUCCACAUCCCUUGCUUCUUCAAAUGUGAAUAGUAGUAAUGUUUCCAGUCUUAUGGCUCCUAUCACUAGUAAUAAUGGUGGAAGAAUGGAUUCUAUUUUAGGUACAACAACAACGACAACUAAUAUUGGAUCACCGAAUAAAAGGAAAUGGCGUCGAAAAUCUAAACCGAAACAAGCUCAAAAUGCGUUUGGAAAAUUGACCGGUGAUGGAUUGAAUUUAUUAGCUGGGAUUAAUUUAAGUGAAGGCAUCGAUGUUAAUGCUGCUGCAGCUGCUGCUGGAGCGGCGGCUGCUGCUAUCGGUGGUCCAGUUCCAUUAGAUCGUAAAGGUCGUCCAUGUAAUUAUCCUUGUCCUGCUUGUCCACGUCGUUUUGCUUUCCAAUGUCGUCUUGCUGCACAUCUUCGAUGUCAUACUAAUAUUCGUCCAUUUAUUUGUAUUGAUUGUGGUCGUGCAUUCACACAAAGAGGUUAUUUAGUUCGUCAUGCAGCUGUUCAUAAAUUAGAUAGACCAUUUUCAUGUGGAUUAUGUGAUCGAUCCUAUAAACAUUAUGGUUCGUUAGUAAAUCAUCGACGAACUCAUAGUAAAAGUAGUGGUAAUGCAACAAAUCUUGGUAAUUUAAAUCUUUUAUCAAAUUUAGGAACAAUUGCAUCAACUAAUAUUGGGACAUUAUCUAGUUUAGAAGAAGUAGUCAGUGGUGCAUUAGGUCAAUCACAUAAAACUGAUUCAACAUCAGAUACAAUGAAUAAUCAAUCAACUACAACCAUUACAUUAUUACCAGUUAGUAAAGUUGAAGAAAUUUUACCCGGUGAUCUUAAUAGUUCUAUUCAACAAGUAUGCUUAUCAUCAGGCAGUAAUAUAUUAACUGUUUCUGAGGGUCAAGAACAACAGCAACAUAAUUCGGAACAAGUAACAUCUCAUCAGCUUACUGCCACUGCAGUAUGGCCAAUUUUAGCCACAGGUGGUGGCGGUGGCAAUGUUGGUAUUAAUCAUGUUUCACAAGCUCAAUUAAUUCCUUCCUCUAUUGUACAGCAACAAUCAAGGCAAGCUAUGGUUUCUGGUUCACAUUUCUCUACUAUAACGAUCUCACCUACACAAUUAGCUCAACCUAAUCAACCGUCUUCAUCAUCAUCUCAACAACAACAACAACAAUUACCACUUGUAACUGCCCCACGACCACCUCACUUAAGUCAAUCAACCAGUACAACUAUGUUAUCAACUGCUAGUGUAAUAGCUGGUAAUGGUGGUACAUCUGCUCCUACAUUUGUAACUCUUCCUUUAUUCAAUGGUUCAAUACAAAAUAACUUAACAGAAUCUGAUAGAUCUAUUAUUAAUGGUCAGUUAACUCCUCAUUCACAUCAUCAAUUUCAUUGUCCAACAAGUACAUUGUCCGAUUCAUCACAACAACAACAACAUCAUAUUCAAAUUGCACAAACAACGGCAACAUUACAACAACAACAACACAUUCAAGCAAAUAAUUCAACUACACGAGUAAGUGGUGUCGAUUCAAAUAAUAAUAAUAAUAAUAAUAAUACAGCUCCAGUACUACAUGUACUACAACCAUCACCGAGCAUUUUCUUCUCACCCUACUAUCUACCACAUUCGGCAGCAUCUCAAAUGUAGACACAUACUCACACACUUGCAUACAUACAUGAAAGAAACAGUUGAACUUUGGUAGAAUUUAUUCUUGCUAAUACAAAACAUCUAUGUAUCCACUUAUAUAAAUGUAUUUAUAUGCAUGACUAUUUAUAUAUAUAGCUCAAAUAGUGAUGAAACUCACUGGUUUACUACUAACUUUUUUUUCCCAUUUUUAUGUAUGAAAAAGACGUUCCAAUUGUAAUUUAUACUGAUAAUUAGGAUCAUGUUCUCUCUAUUGUCCUCUAUUUUUUUUUCCAAUCAUUUUAUCCCUUGUUUACGUGCGUGUUUGUAUGGAUGUAAAUUUGUGCCAUAUACAUGUGUACAACAAUUACACGCGUACAUUAAUUUAUUUGCUUAUAUUAUAAUUAUUUGUUUAUUCAUUAUUUAAUAAUAAUAAUAAUAAUAAUACUGCUACAAUUGUCUUAUUCCAUAAUGAUCAAUUCGAUUCUCAUCAUUAAAACUACUAAUUAUUAUCUCAUUAUUAUUAUUGUCAGUAUUCAGUAUAAUCAUGAUUAUUAUCAAUUCAUAUGUGAUCUCUGUGUUGUUUUCUUCUCUCUCUCUCUCUCGUUUGUAUGUUUGUUUUACACCUACUUUGCGUUCCUUUCCUCUCUCUCUCUCUCUCUCUCUUACACACAUAUAUAUAAUGGUGUUAGAUAUAAAAAAGAUCAUCAUGUAGAGGAUUUCAGUCAAGUUGUCUUCUGUUUUUUUCUUUUUUGUUCUCUCUAUUUUUAAAGUUGCUUAAUCACAUUGCAUUUCUUUUAACUCAUUGUCUUGUUCAGCUAUUGUUAUUCUCUUUCUCUCUCUCUCUCUAUUUCCUUUCUUGUUUGUAUUCCUAACUGACUGAUUGAUUGAUUGACAAUAAUAAAGACACAUUCAUCAGAGAGAAUAAUUAAUAUAUAUAUAUAUAUGUUUAUCUUUUGUAUAUUUUCAAAGUAUAUUGUAUGAAUGACAUGAAUGUUUAAUUGUUUCCAUUCUUCUCCUUUCUCAUUCACUCAUUUACUGGAUUUGGAUCGCUAUCAUUACUGCUGUCUCUUAUUGUAUUGUAUUGUAUUUCUCUAUUAUUUUUUUUAACAAAUCACUUAUUGUCUAUUGUAUUAUUAUUAUUAUUAUUCUUUGUAUGUCAAUGUGAAUAUGUAUUUGAUUACAUUUUUUAAAAUGGUUAUUCAUACACCAUUCAAUAAUGAGAUGAUCAUCAUCAUUAUCAUCAUGUAACUGGGAGUUUCUUCCAUUUAAUUUUCUUAAAUGAUUAUUAUUUUAAAUGAAUAUGUUUCGUUUUAAUUAUCAAACUAAUCUUAAUCUUACAUACACACACACACACACAUAAAUACAGUUACAUAGAGACAAAGAAGAUGUCAUCAUUGUUUGUUGUGUUUCUUUUAUGAUGUACGAAUGAUAAUUUCUAUCAACAAAAAUGUUUCCCCAAAUAUUUGUUGAUUAUGUGUAUUAUGAUAAUAAUGAUGAUGAUGAUUGUACUUCCAUCAAAUAACCAUAUUAAUAAUAAUCAUAGUAAUAGACAGAGUUGAUUUUAAUAUUCCUUUUAUUUAUUUAUUACACACAACAAUUAGUAUGUGUAAAUAUACGUGGAUCUCUAUGUGUGUGUGUGUGUAAUGUAUGAAUAGUCUCUCUCUCUCUCUGUGUGUGUGUCUUUUCAUUUCUCUUGUAGACCUAUAUAUCUCUAUACGUCUGCAUAUUUUCAAUCGAAACACAUUCUCUUCUUUACCUUGUUAUUGCUUGUUUUGUUUUAAAAAUGAUAAACAUAUAUAAUCUAUGCAUAUAUAUAGAGAGAUAUAUACACCUUUCAUCUAUCUAUCCAUUUCUUUAAAUGCAUUGAAUGUAUUUGUAUGUAUCUAUUUAUUUAUGUAUAAUGUAUUUGUUUCUUCUUUUCUCUUCUCUUCUCUUCUCUUCACUCACUCAUUCAUUCAUUCUCUACCUGCCUCUGUGUCUAUGUGUUUACUUGUGUUUGUGAAUGAGUGAAUAGGUGAAUCAAUAAUGAGUCUCUCUCUCUAUCGUUCAUUCAUAUAGACAUUUUAAUAUGAUCACUACUAUUUAGUAAUGUGUAUAUCAUGUUUAUUGCAAAGUAUUCUUAUUCAUAUUCACAUUAUAAAUACAAUACAAGUAUUAUAACUAUAAUGUAUUGUUAUAAUACUUAUUUGGUAUGAUUAUCAGUAGUAUUUUUAUCAUCAUCAUGUUAACAAUAUUAAUAAUAAUAUUACCUAACAAGCGCAUACAUAAGAUAGAGUAGUUAGUUAGCCCCAAUUCUCUUCAAUGUAGUCUAUUUCACAUGGAUAUAAAAUGAUCAACCAAAUAACAUGGAUAUUACCAACACCACUACUACUACUACUACUACUA
Schistosoma guineensis is the source of this 5974-nucleotide messenger RNA. NCBI's taxonomy places the organism in Eukaryota, Metazoa, Platyhelminthes, Trematoda, Strigeidida, Schistosomatidae. The record is from the annotation of a GenBank genome assembly.